Molecule: messenger RNA, 2227 nt
Organism: Mesoplodon densirostris (Blainville's beaked whale)
Lineage: Eukaryota; Metazoa; Chordata; Mammalia; Artiodactyla; Ziphiidae
Product: coiled-coil domain-containing protein 162-like
Source: RefSeq, a predicted model, not a curated record
GAGCAACUCUCUCAUGAAGAGCAUCUUUGCUUCCCAGCUCAGCCUGCCACAGCCGCUGGAUCCACAGAGCCUCCAGCUAUGCCUCUGUAGGCUGAGUGACCGUGACCUCAAGGUGGCUCAUGGAGAGGUGGCGCGCAAGCAGCUGCUAAUGGAAGAUGUCCUUCUGAGUAACUAUCAUAUGAUCAUGGAGGGUCCCCCAGGAUGGCAGGCCAUGACAAAAAUACGCAGCUUUCAGCCAGAUUUGUCCAGAGUGCAAGGAUUCAGAAGUCGGUUCCAAAGCAGCCCAAAGACCUCCAGGCUGCUGGGGGGCCCAUGUGAUGCAGUGAUGUCCCUUGCUUUGCUGAGAUCAUUUCUGGUGCUCUGGAAGCAACUGGAAGUGCUAAAGGAGCACUGGGGCCGACUCAAGCUGCGAGGCCAGGACAUCAAUUCUCCCUCUCUCCACAAACAGUUCUCGGAACUCUAUGGAACUGACGUUCUCUACCCUAGCAUGAAAGCUAUAGCUAGGCAGAUAGGGAAAGAAGAUGAAUUUGAAGGACUUAUAAUAAGUAGUAAGUCUACUCUUCCCUCUAAAGGAGCUUCAGAAAUUGAAAUAAAAACUCAGCAGCUUCAGAAACUUCUGGAAAAUCUUGAAAUUCAUAUGAUCCAGGAGGUAUUAGUUAACAGAGAGAUAACACUGGUUGUAUCAGAAAAGUCCAAGGAGCAGCAUACUCUCCCUAUAGACCUUUGGAAACACCAAGUCAUGAGAGAAAACUUUUCAGUUAUCAGACCACAAAUAGUUGAAAAUUUUGUACAGAGAUUACUGGAGAAUUACCAGGAUGGUGGACUAGAGAUCACUUUCAGGAAAGACCACCUUGAGGCCUGCCUCCUUUCCCUGGGUUGUGACGUGAUGGCCAGAGAAUGCAGCAACUUCGAGAGCUACUCCAUGUGUUAUGAGCAUGUAUUGGAGCAUGCUAGGCAGAAGCUCUGCCAGAAAGAGCAAGAAUUAGACGUUAUAUGAAGAGGUCAGAGUCCACCUGAAGAUAAGGCUUGUCAGAUUGCAGAGCUCAGUCACAAUAUGAUCAUGGAAGUCACUGCCCAGAGAACUCGACUCACGGAUUUGGAGGAGGAGACACUGGAUCUCAAAAAGCAAAUUCAAAAAGGAGUCCAAGAAGAAUAUGAAGCAUUAGUUCAAGCUUUGUUUGUGACAUGUUUGCACAUCAAAGAGAAGCUGGAUGAGAAUCAGCUUAAUUUGAUCCAGAAAGUGUGUGAGCUCAUCGGUGAAGUAAGAACAGAAGGGACUGACAAUACGAAAGAAAGGCUAAAGAAGAAAUGGGGCUCCGCCAGACCUGACGAAGAAAUAAAAGAAAAUCCAGCCAUAAAGCAGCUGCUGGCCUUGGAGCAGGACAACUGCAGCCUGGCCGCCCUGGUGUGCAAAAUGAGGAGCCUGGGCCACUGGAGGCUGGCGGUGCAGCAGGAGCACUUCCGGGGCCAGCUGAGCAGGGCUGAGAAGGAAGCUAUGCAAAGUAAAAAAGAGUGUUUGAACAUCAAACUAAUGGCAGAACAAGAAGUGCUUUUAUUUUGUCAACAGCUAUUGGCUCUAAGGCAGGCCCUGGCCAGGGCUCAGGCAGACAACGUGAGGAUAUGCAAGCAGCAGGAGAGCCAGGCGCAAUUGCUGAAAGAAUUAGAACACAGAGUGACCCAGGAAGCUCUCCACCGGCAGCAGCUGGAUUUAAUGAAAACCUCUAGCAUGGAGAAGCUUUUGGAGGAUGUGGAGCAAAAAGAACAGCACCUGCAGCUCCUUACUGAAGAGGCCAAGAGGGCUUCUAAACUGGGCCAGCUCCAGCAGAAGAAAAUUCAGAGAGAACUCCGAUAGAUGAGAAUCUGGCUUGCCCACGAGCGUAGCGUGGAGCUGGAUGCUUUCCAGUGGGUGGAAGAGCUACAAAGUCAGCUUAGUGACACUGAGAGAUCCUCUGCCCAGAGGAGCUCACCAGGCGGCCUUAUAUCCCAGGCUCACUACGCCCUAAGUUCUGCUUCCACAUCAUCCAGAUACAGCCAGCAACACCUUUUAAAGACUCAUCUCAUGGGCAGUAAAAUAACAAGAAGGAUUCAAAGGCCAAAGACUGUACCUAUUAAACACAAAAAAAGAAUUGACCAUGUCUUCCUACCCAAUGUGGCAGAAAAUGUUCAACUUUCAGGUUUUCAAGUUAAAAUGGCUCCAUCCAGAAUCCCAUUCAGACCUGACUGGUAA